Molecule: messenger RNA, 1599 nt
Organism: Emericellopsis cladophorae
Lineage: Eukaryota; Fungi; Ascomycota; Sordariomycetes; Hypocreales; Bionectriaceae
Product: Myo-inositol transporter-like protein
Exons: 3
Coding region: 1-1599 (532 amino acids)
Biological process (GO): transmembrane transport
Cellular component (GO): membrane
Molecular function (GO): myo-inositol:proton symporter activity
Source: RefSeq, a predicted model, not a curated record
AUGGACCGCCCUGAGGCCCCCUUGAUACCGGAAGAUCAGCGCGACCACGAGCUCCAGUCCGACGGCGACGACGCGGAGACCGAUGCGGGAAGCAUAGCGAGCAAGGCCAACACGAACCCUGGCGUUUUCGUCCUGGUCUUGACAUUCGCGGCCGGCAUCAGCGGUCUCUUGUUCGGAUAUGACACAGGCGUGAUCUCGUCCACGCUGGUUUCGAUCGGCACGUCCCUGUCGAACCGAGAACUUACGUCCAUGGACAAGUCCAUCAUCACAUCCUCGACAUCACUCUUUGCGCUUAUCCUGUCUCCACUCUCGUCCGUACUCGCCGACAAAUUCGGGCGCAAACGAGUCAUCCUCUUCGCCGACGUGCUGUUCGUAGCCGGCGCCCUGGUGCAGGCCUACAGCGACACCGUGACGGGCAUGGUCGCCGGACGAUGCGUUGUGGGGGCAGCAGUCGGUGCCGCGAGCUUUGUUGUGCCGCUCUACAUCGCUGAAGUGGCGCCCGCUUCCCAUCGCGGAAGGCUCGUGACGAUGAACGUUUUGUUCAUCACCCUCGGACAGGCUGUCGCGUACAUUGUCGGAUGGAUAUUUUCGACGUUUGGGUCUCCAACAUCGGGCUGGCGCUGGACGGUGGGCCUGGGAGCCUUGCCCGCCGUUUUUCAAGCUGGUUUAGUCUUCUUCAUGCCGGAAACACCGAGAUGGCUUGUCAAGGUCGGACGCUCUACGGCGGCCAAGUCGGUGAUUCAAAGAGUCAAUGGCGGCGCGGCUGCAUCGACGCGCAACGCUGAUGCGGUGAUCCGGGAGAUUGAAGUGGAAGCCCGGGAAGAGCAGGAGGCACGGAGGUUCCGCGAGCACGAGCGCGCCGGCCCGUGGCGGUGGCUUGGUGCCUGGCAAGAGCUGCUUAGCGAAGGGCAGAAUCGCCGUGCUUUGGCCAUUGCUUGUCUGUUGCAGGGUCUGCAGCAGCUCUGCGGAUUUAACUCACUCAUGUACUUUUCGGCGACGAUAUUCACCCUCGUCGGUUUCAAAAACCCGACCUUGACCUCUCUCACGGUGGCCGUCACGAAUUUUAUCUUUACUAUGGUUGCCUUGACGUUGAUUGAUCGCAUUGGACGGCGCCGUAUCCUACUAUAUUCGCUGCCAUUCAUGAUCUUGGGUCUGCUCCUCUCUGCUCUGGGCUUCUCAUUUAUCUCACUGGGCGAUACUGCGGAGGCUUCUGCUCAGGAUGCAGAUGGAUCAGGGGCUGGGAGUGCUGCGACACUCAUUCUCGUCAGCAUCAUGCUCUAUGUGGCUUCCUUUGCCCUAGGACUGGGCAAUGUUCCCUGGAUGCAAUCUGAGUUGUUCCCUCUGGCGGUCCGAUCUUUGGGCAGCGGUGUGUCGACUGCCACCAACUGGGGCUGCAACUUUAUCAUAGGGCUCACGUUUCUGCCGCUCAUGGACCUGCUCAGUCCGUCGUGGACAUUUGUACUGUACGCUGCGAUAUGCGUUGUGGGAUAUAUCUUGGUUUGGGGGAUAUACCCCGAGACGGCAGGGCUCAAUCUCGAAGAGGCGACAGCCCUGCUGGAGCACGGCUGGGGCGUGUCCCUAGGUAGGGAUAGACCUUGA